This is a messenger RNA of Rhopilema esculentum, 1061 nucleotides long. RefSeq names its product homologous-pairing protein 2 homolog. Gene Ontology annotation, biological process: homologous chromosome pairing at meiosis; meiotic joint molecule formation; meiotic strand invasion involved in reciprocal meiotic recombination. Gene Ontology annotation, molecular function: double-stranded DNA binding; recombinase activator activity. The record is from RefSeq and is a predicted model, not a curated record. Lineage: Eukaryota; Metazoa; Cnidaria; Scyphozoa; Rhizostomeae; Rhizostomatidae. Gene Ontology annotation, cellular component: condensed nuclear chromosome; DNA recombinase auxiliary factor complex.
UGCAGCGGAGGCUGAGCAGAGGCCUGGGAGGCAGCCAGAAAAAGCGGGAAAUAUUGUCGACAGAAUAAUUGCCAACUUCCACAAAAAUAAAGAAAUGUUACAAAAUUUCUGGCAACCUAGUUUUUAUAUUUUCAAAAGUCAGGCAUGAGUAAGAAAAAGAGUCCCGACGAUGCAGUGCUUGAUUACUUAAACAAGCAGAAUAGGCCAUAUAGCGCAACUGAUAUUUUCAACAACAUGCAUAAAGAGUUUGGUAAAACUCUAAUUAGAAGUUUUAAACUUUGGAACAGCAUACUCUACUUGUUAGAGAUAACUCUUGAUGGAACUCCCAUUAGAGGAAAUUGUGAAUUUUGGGCAGUUGUGAAAGCAUUGGAAAGCCUGGCAGAGAAGAAAGUUAUUCAUGAAAAAACAUAUGGGAAGCAGAAGGUUUAUGCACCAAUGCAGGCUCAGUAUGGAGAAUAUGAUGAAAAUGAGUUGAAAUCAAUGGAUCAAGAAAUCUUUGAAUUAAAUGACGAACUAACAAAAUUGAGGCAAAAAUGUAAAUCACAAGAAUCAGUUAUAGGGAAUUUGAAUAACCAGAUGACAACUAAAGAUGCAGCUGAAAGGUUGGAGGAAUUGGAAAAGGAGUGUCAAUCAAUGCAAAAAAGAAUUAAAAAAAUUGAGUCAGAGGGUAAUGGUAUAACUCCUGAAGUGAAAGAAAAGAUAUACAAAGACAAUAAAGAAUAUAUCCAACAUUGGAAGAAAAGAAAGCGGAUGGCAAUGGAUCUACUUAACUGCAUCCUGGAAGGAUACCCAAAGACAAAAAAGCAACUACUGGAGGAAACUGGAGUUGAAACAGAUGAAGAUGUUGCUGUAUCAUUAGAAAACUGUUCAAAAUGAAGCAAUGUUGAAAAUCAACUGAUUUGUGAAUAGAAAAUCUUUCAUAUGUAAAUACAAGGGCAAGCAGUAACCUGAAAGUCCAACUGGAAAAUACAAACUGUUACCAAAUUAACUUCUUUUACUUGCUUGCAUGUACUGUUUCAAAACACUUCUUUUAGGUUUCUUUAUAUAAAAUUAAUAAAUUA